UUUUCACCUCAAUUUUCUCAGGUUCAUCGCCUCGUCGUAAACAGAGAUCCUAAGUACACUAAUUUCGUCGAGUUUCGUACGCACAAGAUAAUAUACAGGCGAUAUGCUGGCUUGUUUUUUUCACUCUGUGUUGAUAUCACUGAUAAUGAAUUGGCAUACUUAGAGUGCAUUCAUUUGUUUGUGGAAAUACUGGAUCACUUCUUCAGCAAUGUGUGUGAACUUGAUUUGGUAUUUAACUUCCAUAAGGUCUAUCUUAUACUUGAUGAAUUCAUUCUAGCGGGUGAACUGCAAGAAACAAGCAAGAAGGCUAUCAUUGAGAGAAUGGGGGAAUUGGAAAAACUGGAGUGAUACAUUACUUUUCUGCAGUCGUAGCAGUUUGGAGGUUUCGAUGACUUGCUUUUGCCCUCGGCGUAAUUCUUGCAUUUCAAUUGUGAUACAGAAUUUUGAAAAUAUUUUUUCUUGAGCCGUGUAUUCAGUAGCCUUUACCUACGCAUCUUAUUGGGCUUAUGUUUAUAUUUGUAAGACAUUAAUCAAAUCAGGGUUUUCAAUAGCCUUUCUUUUAUUGUCGAUUUCUAUUAUGUAUUUUUUU
Vigna umbellata (rice bean) is the source of this 589-nucleotide messenger RNA. The record is from RefSeq and is a predicted model, not a curated record. NCBI's taxonomy places the organism in Eukaryota, Viridiplantae, Streptophyta, Magnoliopsida, Fabales, Fabaceae.